AUGUCUGACAGCGAUGCCGUUGAGUUACAGCCGAAACGGCUGCCUCCUAGCGCGGAAAAAGGCUCAGAUUGGGAGCCUCUCGUUGAAUCGAAAUCUGGUCUCGAUAUCCCAGGGCGAAGUUCAGUCCAACCUCUUGAACCUUGCUACGUCGAAACGCCUGAAAAUGAGACUCGUUCGAUAAAGAAAAGCUACAGACGCUUCCUCUCACGUAUUCCACGCAUACCCCCUCUUGUUCGCCACUUAGCCUUGGUACACUUACCACCUGUUGCAAUCACCCUCACCGUUCUCUCCUUAUACAUCCGCAAUGAUCGCUGGGACAAUCCCACGGAUAACGCGUUGAACGCCCUUCUGUUUGCAGCCAAGAUUCAUGAGGCUCUAAUCAUAGUAUCAAUCGGAGAUAUGCUAAUGGGACGAAUCAACCACCACCUCUUGAACAAAGGAAACUCACUGCCGCUUGGAUUUCUUCCAUCGCCUUUGCUUCUCAAUUCCCCGUUCUUAUAUCUCAUCAGUUCUGAGCUUUGGGCUCCAAUACGAUAUUCAAAGGGACGACAUGGAGCACAGAAGGUCACAGGCGCCAUGAUCAUUCUGUCCGCUCUCUUGUGUCUCGCUGCAAGCCCUCUAUCCGCCAUCACUAUGAUCCCUCGUCCGGGCUGGCAGGAACUCCCUUAUAGUCCUGUACCCAGAGUUGAGAAAAACAAAUACACUCCUGGUACUCUGUAUAACACUAAUUUAGACGCGGAGGACAUUCCAGCUCUCAACUAUACCCGAUAUUCACAAUGGUUCACGAGACCCAGCCAAAAGUCGAUUUUGGAAACCACUAUCACGACAGACACUUCUUUUACCGAACUUGUUCCUUACACCAAUGUAACAUAUUCGAAUUAUGAAGCAACACGUCGCCCUAUAUCGUACAAAAAGACUCCCUCCUAUGGAACGGUUGCGACAUGUCCACUGAGCAUCGUAGCUCGUAACAUUGGGACCCUCCGCUACGGGGCCGACAGAUAUCUUGAGUUGAUCACAGCCAGGAACAACGUAAAUGGAUCUUCUACACUUAGCAAAUGGAAACAACCGCUUGUUAUCACAAAAUGCUCUUCAUCCACGAUUGUAGAUGGUGUCGCGAGGUUCUCCUUUGGCCCUCCAUUCUUCAAAGAAACUGCGGAGCGCUUCCAACAUGUGAAGAUACCUUUGGCGAAACACCCCUGGCUACUCAACCUCAACACAACAGAAAACUUGAGUACCUCAGCCGAUCCUCUGGGAUACAGCUUCCUCAAUAUAAAAGAUGAGGUGAAGCUGCCGAUCAGCGCCGAUAUCAUGUUUGCAACGGUUAUGAAUGAAACCGUCGAUUCUAUGAAAGGCACACUCCCGCUACGGCCUUCAGCCGUCCAAUUUACUUUAUGUCUCGUGUCAGCGCUAUGGACUGAAGCAGAUGUUUGGCUUGAGCCCCAAAGAUCCAAAGAUGCUCUGAGCCAUCUCAGCUUCGCCAAUGGAGAAGAGGUGGCUCGAAUCGCGGAGUCUUUCGGCACUCGAGAUUUCAUAAACAUACACGAAGAUUGGAUGACUGGGAUAGGUUCUGUGCCAACUACAUCUACAAACAUGUCAUCUUAUGACGAGGCCCUAAGGUUCUGCCUCGCAGCUACACCAUACGGAAUUUGGGAGCCAAGUAAAGGUUGCGUUGAAACCUUUCUUUCGAUGCAUAUUACAGAUGCACUAGCGGAACUUGGUGAUUGGCAAGAGAACAUACCCCUUGAUUCCCCUGGUGAUGAAGGUCUUAAUAAUUCAGUUAUCUACACAAACUAUGUAUAUGCAUACUCGUAUAAGUUGGGAGGUAGUAUUGGAAUACCUAUAGCGUUUUCAAUUCUUCUCCUCCAUAUUCUUAUCGUCCUGGUCUAUAUCCCGCUAGUGUUCUGGUCGGGGCAUCUACGGCACAAAUCAGGGUGGAAUAGCUUGGGGGAUUUGCUGGUGCUUACACUGUGCUCCGACGUUGAUGUGGACUGGACGGAAGGCAAAGCUUCUCAAAAUUGGAUAAAGCGUGUGGCAAUCAGGGAGCUAGGUGAUGAAGGCCGGAAUGGUAUGAUUGUGAGGGACAUUGGCAACAAUGUUGACUGA
This is a messenger RNA of Fusarium graminearum PH-1, 2103 nucleotides long. RefSeq lists its product as uncharacterized. The record is from RefSeq and is a predicted model, not a curated record. The transcript has 2 exons. Bases 1 to 2103 code for a protein of 700 amino acids. Lineage: Eukaryota; Fungi; Ascomycota; Sordariomycetes; Hypocreales; Nectriaceae.